Molecule: messenger RNA, 2337 nt
Organism: Sclerotinia trifoliorum
Lineage: Eukaryota; Fungi; Ascomycota; Leotiomycetes; Helotiales; Sclerotiniaceae
Source: the annotation of a GenBank genome assembly
GAAUCCUGCUCUAUACAGUUGAUUACCCCCAUUUUUGAAUUUGAUAUCAAGUUAAUCCCAAAAUGAGUAUAGCUUUCUACUGAACCGAAAAACCUUAUCCCGAAAUAGACUUAGUAUGUUACGAAGUUGCUGAGUUUAUACGGUACAUAAGUCGACGGUGUUCCAGCUCAUAAAGCAAUUAUUAUUCAAGCAACUCGAGCUCCAGUGGUUCAAAAAUGUAUUCCAUCGGUAACGUAGUAGUAGUAGCUGCUGCUGCAUCCUCAUUCUAUCUUCUCAGUUAUGCCAUUUAUAACCUCUUUUUCCAUCCAUUGAAAUCAUACCCAGGACCGAAACUAUGGGUAGUUUGUAGAUUUCCCAUUACUUAUUACAAGAUCAAGGGGAAUCUUCCACAGAAGAUUAAAGAGCUUCAUGAUCAAUAUGGUGAUGUAGUUAGAAUUGCUCCCCACUAUCUACAAUACAACACGUCUGAAGCCUUCGAGGAUAUUUAUGGUUUUGUAAAAGGGCACCACAAGAAGAAUUUUGAUAAAGAUCUGACUGAACGAGGACCUGGUCCAAAUCAACCAAUACAUAUGUGAGUCAUCCACCUCAUCUAAAACUAAAUUUGAAGCGCUGACAUUUGUGAUGAAAGAGCGAACUCUUCGGGAGAAAACCAUCGAAGAUUACGUCGUGUUCAAACGCACGCUUUUUCCGACAAAGCCCUCGUAGCUCAGGAACCCCUCAUCCAAGAGUAUGCCCGAGAAUUCAUUUCUGGACUCAUCAAAUUCUCUUCUCUCACCUCGGAUAAUAGCAUCGAUCUAGGUGAAUGGUACACUUAUACCACCUUUGAUCUAAUCGGCGAUCUCGCAUUUGGAGAAUCUUUCAAAUGUGUCGAAACUGGACAAAUGCACCCAUGGAUCGAGAUAAUUAAACAAGUUCUUAGCAUUGACUUUAUAGUGAAUGAGUUAGCACAUUACCCAUUUGUUCGCUUCCUCUUUCGUCUUUUGAUUCCAAGUAGCCUAUUAAAUGGAUUUAAUGAGCACAGAAAGCUCGCGGGCGCCAAAGCGGAGCGAAGAAUGAAUAGUGCGCAAGAUAGACCAGAUUUCAUGAGUUUUAUCCUGAAGCACAAUGAUACGGAUAAAGGGAUGACCCUUGAUGAGAUCCGGGAAAAUGCAAGCGUUUUGAUUAUCGCUGGUGGUGAAACGGUAUAUAUUCCCUCAUUCCUUGAUUUGUUUCAAACGGUACUAAUACGAUUAAGACCGCAACUCUUCUCAACGGCUUAACAUACUUUCUUCUUCAAACACCAACAGCCCUUCAAAAUUUGACAAUCGAAUUAAGAAGCGCCUUCAAGACCCAAAAAGACAUUACUCUCAACGCCCUCGCUGCAUGCAAAUACCUCGGCGCAGUCGUCGAUGAAGCUCUCCGCAUCUAUCCACCCGGCCCCGGCACUUUGCCUCGCGUAGUGCCUGAAGAUGGAGGGAUUGUCGCCGGAAGAUUCGUUCCCGCUGGAGCAAUUGUCGGCGUCAGCUACUGGGCUGCUCAUCAUUCUCCCAAAAAUUUUCACUUAGCAGAGGAAUUCCAUCCCGAACGCUGGCUCAGUUCCCAAGAUGUCGAAGAACUCCGAACUGCAUUUCCAGAUAUGAAGCUUGCCGAUCCUAAAAUCUUUGAAAAUGAUGAUAAAAAGGCAAAAAAGCCUUUUAGUUUGGGUCCUUCAAAUUGUAUAGGUAAGAAUUUGGCAUAUGCGGAAAUAAGAACCUUGAUUGCAAAUGUUGUUUGGAGUUUUGAUUUGGAGGGAGGCAAAGAAAUUAGCACUUGGUUGGAGAGGAGUAAGAUGUUUACGACUUGGCGGAGCCCGGAGUUGCGGGUUAAAUUGAAGAGGGUCAACGUUUAGCUAGGAAUGUGAUAGCCAUAGAGGGAUCAAUGGGUAUCGAGCUAGGAUGUAUGCGUCUGAGGGCUGAGGAGUGGGGGAUGUGUACUGUGUAUAUUGUUGGACAAGUUUGAAUUCUUAUUCUUUCUUUCGUGGGUGUUGUUUUGGGAUUUCUUUCGGGUAAGAUCUCUUUUGCUUCACAGGGCUAGUUGCGCAUAUUUUGGCUGGUGCUCAUAAAUACUCCUGUCAUAUGUUCAAUUAUAUAUCUCCUCAGGAAAACUACAAUAACAUCCAUCUUUCAAUGCGAUUUGUAUAGAAACUCAUUAAUGUCUUAGAAUUGCUACUUCGAGAUGAUUAUGCAACUCCAAAUAUCUAGAAAAAGCAAGCGUUUGUAGGCACUAGGUACCAAAUUCGUAUGGAUCUUCAUCCAUCUCAGUCACUCCUUCGCUGCUCUGAAGCACCAAGAACCAGUAUAUUACAAUAUCCAUACUUUU